AUGGAACUUCUAUCCACAAAGGACAAAUUCAUCUCCAACUACAAAUGUGAUAUUCACAAUAACAUUGUGGGUGUCAUUGGGGGACCUAAUUCUCAAGUUUGUCUCUACAUGACAAACAUCUUAAGCACUUAUAAAAUUCCACAGAUCAGUUACGGCUCUUUUCCAGUAAUAAAUGACAAAACCAAAGAUUUCUUCCACCAGAUGUUUCCAAAUGUGUCCCAUCAUUAUAUGGGCAUUCUUGAAUUACUCCUGCAUUUCAAGUGGACCUGGAUUGGUGUGAUUGCUUCAAAUGGUGACAAUGCAGAUUUUCUUGUAAAGGAUAUACUUCCCAUCUACUCUCAGAAGGGUAUCUGUGUAGACUUCUUAGAAAAAUUACCCCAAAUAUCCUUUUCAAGUCACAUUGCUCAAAAAGCAAUCAAAUGGUUUGAGACUUCACGUAUGGUCACAGGAAGUACUGCCAAUGCUGUUAUUAUACAAGAGAAGAGAGAUGAGAAGAUCUGCACUGGGGAAGAAAAGCUGGAGACACUUCCUGGAACCGUCUUUGACACAAGCAUGUCUGGCCACAGUUACAGUAUCUACAAUGCAGUUUACAUUAUGGCACACGCUUUGCAUGCAGAAAGACCUCUUUCUGUGUGUAAUGAUAACUGUAAUCCUGGUUGUAGCAGGGCCAAACUAGAAGGCAAGCCAUAUUGUUGUUACGAGUGUCUUCCAUGUCCAGAAGGAAGGAUAACAAAUGAUAAAGAUAUGGAUGACUGUUUUUCAUGUCCAGAAGAUCAAUAUCCAAACAAGGAUCAGAAUUCAUGUCUUCCAAAAAUUGUAACCUUCCUAACGUAUGAAGAAUCAUUGGGGAUCAUCUUAGCCAUUUGUUCUCUUACGUCUUCUUUUAUUGUAUUGUUGGUUCUGGGUAUCUUCAUUAAGUACCAAGACACUCCCAUCGUCAAGGCCAACAACCGAAAUCUCACCUACAUCCUUCUCACGUCCCUUCUGCUUUCAUUCCUUUGUGCUUUACUGUUUAUUGGAAAACCUCAUAAAGUGAUAUGUGUCCUCCGACAAAGUACUUUUGGUAUAAUAUUUACUGUAGCUGUAUCAUGCGUGUUGGCAAAAACCACCAUCGUGAUUUUAGCUUUCAUGGCCACCAAGCCAAACUCUACCAUGAGGAAAUGGGUGGGGAAAAGGCUGACCAUUUCCAUUGUUUUUUUCUGCUCCUUCAUUCAAGUAGUUUUUUGUACUGUUUGGCUGUUGACUUCACCCCCAUUCCCUGAUUUCAACAUGCACUUAAGGGCAGAAGAAAUUGUUCUGGAAUGUAAUGAAAACUCCUUUGUCAUGUUCUACUGUGUCUUGGGCUUUAUGGGCCUCCUAGCCCUUGUCAGCUUUACUGUAGCUUUCUUUGCUAGGAAAUUACCAGACACUUUUAAUGAAGCCAAAUUUAUCACCUUCAGCAUGUUGAUUUUCUGCAGUGUUUGGUUCUCCUUUGUUCCUAGUUAUCUGACCAUAGGGGGGAAACAUAUGGUGGCUGUGGAGAUUUUCUCCAUUAUAACAUCCAGUGGGGGGCUCUUGGUAUGCAUCUUUUUCCCUAAAUGCUAUAUCAUCAUACUGAGGCCUGAACUGAAUAACAAGGAGCUACUAAGACAAAGAAAACACUAA
This is a messenger RNA of Thamnophis elegans (Western terrestrial garter snake), 1644 nucleotides long. RefSeq names its product vomeronasal type-2 receptor 26-like. Gene Ontology annotation, molecular function: G protein-coupled receptor activity. The coding region runs from base 1 to 1644 and encodes 547 amino acids. Gene Ontology annotation, biological process: G protein-coupled receptor signaling pathway. The record is from RefSeq and is a predicted model, not a curated record. The transcript is spliced from 5 exons. Gene Ontology annotation, cellular component: membrane. NCBI's taxonomy places the organism in Eukaryota, Metazoa, Chordata, Lepidosauria, Squamata, Natricidae.